GUGACCUUAAGAGAGAGCAACCUAGGCUGAAGGGCUUGGACCUGCUGGCUGUAGGGAGUUACAAGAGAUUUGGGAGAGGGAAGUGUUACUAUACCUUGGGAGAAGCUGACCCUGUAUGACCCCCAUCACAGUAAAUUUCCAACGGGGCAUCUGGAAUUCAGGCCCCAGAACCCAAGGCCCCAUUCCUUUCUUUCAUACAGCAGCCCACCAAAACCUGGCCUCGAAGAUCUUCUGUUUAUGCUGCAAAUGCUGUGAGGAACCCAAUGCCACAGAUGACUCCAAGAUCCCCAGUCAAACCCAAGAGCUUCAGCCAUCAAAGCAUGGUCUGCAGAAGGAUGAGCUUGACGGACAAAAUCUCAAGCAAGAUAAUGAAGCGUCCCGCGUGAUUUUGGGAAAAUCCCUGCUCCAUCCAGAAAAGAGAACCUCCUAUUUCAGCAGCAGUGAGUUUGAGGAUGUGAAUUCACAUGUUUCCAAAAGAGGAUUUCACAAGAGAAACCCAAGCCGCUACUCCCAGGAUCGCUGGCCGUACCAGCCAUGCCUCAUUGGGAGACCCUGA
Messenger RNA from Balaenoptera acutorostrata (minke whale), 556 nucleotides. It is a transcript of the gene TEX48, whose product is annotated as testis expressed 48. The record is from RefSeq and is a predicted model, not a curated record. The transcript is spliced from 3 exons. Lineage: Eukaryota; Metazoa; Chordata; Mammalia; Artiodactyla; Balaenopteridae. Bases 116 to 556 code for a protein of 146 amino acids.